Messenger RNA from Cicer arietinum (chickpea), 1639 nucleotides. Its product is annotated as zinc finger protein CONSTANS-LIKE 5. Gene Ontology annotation, biological process: regulation of flower development. The record is from RefSeq and is a predicted model, not a curated record. Lineage: Eukaryota; Viridiplantae; Streptophyta; Magnoliopsida; Fabales; Fabaceae. Gene Ontology annotation, molecular function: zinc ion binding; protein binding; DNA-binding transcription factor activity. Gene Ontology annotation, cellular component: nucleus.
CCCAAAGAAAUCAUACUCACCCAACUUCAAACAACAUUAUUGCCAAUCCCUCCACUACUAUUAUAACGCCUAUUCCUAAUAAGCUACUUUUAACAAACAAAAGCGUGUUUAUAACAUAUAAGUGAUUUUCUUAGUGGGAAGAUGGGUAUCGAAAGAGGAGGAGGAGGUGGACUCAAGGGUUUUAGAAGCGGCUGGAGUGUGCCACCUAAGCUAUGCGAUUCUUGCAAACUGUCUUCUGCCGCGCUUUUUUGCCGUUCUCAUUCCGCGUUUCUAUGUAUCAAUUGCGAUUCCAGGAUUCACUGUGCUAACAAGCUGUCUUCGCGCCACGAGCGCGUGUGGAUGUGUGAGGUAUGCGAACAAGCACCUGCAUCCGUCACGUGCAAAGCUGACGCCGCUGCUCUCUGCGUCACGUGCGAUUCUGAUAUCCACUCCGCCAACCCCCUCGCCCGCCGUCACGAACGUGUCCCCGUCGAACCUUUCUUCGACUCUGCCGAAUCCGUCGUCAACUCCUCCACAGCCGCCACCGCCGGUGCAUUCAAUUUCGCCGUCCCAACCGACGAUUGUUUCAGCCAAGACGACGCCGAAGCAGCCGCGUGGCUCAUUCCGAACCCUAAUUUCACAUCCAAGCUCACGGAAGCACCAGAUAUCAAAACUAGAGACAUGUUCUUCUCCGAUAUGGAUCCAUUUAUCGAUUUCGAUUACUCAAACACAUUCCAGAAUAACAACAAUUGUAGUAGCGCUAUAAACGACAGCGUCGUUCCGGUUCAAACCAAACCAACUCCGGCGCCGAUGAUGAAUCAUAACUCAGAAAGUUGCUUCGACAUCGAUUUUUGUAGAUCGAAGCUAUCUUCGUUUAACUAUCCAGCACAGUCUAUUAGCCAAAGCCAGGUUUCGUCUUCUUCGCUUGAUGUUGGAGUGGUGCCAGAUGGAAACGCGGUGCCGGAGAUGUCAUACUCGUUCGGUAGGAACAGUUCUGAAUCGAGUGGAAUGGUGUCCGGGGGUGUGAAUAGUCAACAAGGGGUGCAAGUAGCAACUCAAUUGUGUGGAAUGGAUCGUGAAGCGAGGGUUCUAAGGUACAGAGAGAAGAGGAAGAAUCGUAAAUUCGAGAAAACUAUUCGAUAUGCUUCGAGAAAGGCAUAUGCAGAAACCCGGCCCAGAAUUAAAGGACGGUUCGCUAAACGAACCGAAAUUGACUCGGAAGUGGACCGUCUCUAUGACCCUAUUGAAAUCGAUCAUCUCACUGUCCCUUCAUCUCUCCUUAUCGACUCUCCAUACGGCGUCGUUCCAACGUUUUAGUAAACAACGACAGAGGAGUGUCAAUCUCCUAUACUACUUGUCAUGUGUUAGAAUAAUACUAAUGAUUAGUGAUUGAUUAUGUGAGAACCGUUAAUUAUUAUUUUUAGAUUUACAGUGAUGGAUCAGUUGGAUUUGGCGCGGUUGUACGGUGUAGUUGCGAAGCAUGAUGCAGAAGCUUGAAGAUUUUAGAAAAGUCCGUUACCUUUUUUUUCUAAAGAAAAUUUUUACGGGACUUUUGGUUGAUAAUAUUAAUCUGGUGUAGAAUUAGAAUGUGUACUGUAAAAGCCUUUUCACUGUUUGAAUGUCUAUUUUCAGUAAAAAAAGGAAGAGUCAUUUUCUAAUA